This is a messenger RNA of Trametes versicolor FP-101664 SS1, 3721 nucleotides long. RefSeq lists its product as uncharacterized. NCBI's taxonomy places the organism in Eukaryota, Fungi, Basidiomycota, Agaricomycetes, Polyporales, Polyporaceae. The record is from RefSeq and is a predicted model, not a curated record. Gene Ontology annotation, cellular component: Set1C/COMPASS complex. Bases 442 to 3486 code for a protein of 1014 amino acids. Gene Ontology annotation, molecular function: protein binding; RNA binding; histone H3K4 methyltransferase activity. The transcript is spliced from 5 exons.
GCUCCUCCAUUGCCACCUUCAUAUCCACCCCCGCCUCCGUCGGAAGAACCGCCGCCAUUUCCCACCGCCCCCGAACGGUUACCGCCAACAGGACCGCGGCAGGGAUAUGGUGUGGCCUACCCAGGUCAGCACAUCGACGCCCGACGAUUUCCUCCCCAUAUCCCUACAGGACCGCGUGUACAUGGACUUCCUUCAAGUCCACGACCCCCAUCUCCUUCAGAACCGCCUCCUCCUUCAGAACCGCCUCCUCCUCCACCACCGCCGCCGCCUCGAACACCGACUCCUCCAAUACUCUAUUCCCUGCCGCCCCUACCGCCAUGGCCGCCUUCCCCGUCCGAGUAUCCUCCUGGGAAGAGCUGGCGGAUCUUGUUCGACUAUGCUCUGGACAAGGAUCGUGACGGUCAGUAUCGGUUGCUCGCGGACAAGCUACGGGAGAAGGGCAUGGACCAAGGAGAGGAGCCACGGGUCAAAGGUAAGGGGAAGGGGAAGGAGAUUGUUAUCCGUUACGCGGGCGAGGUGAUAGACGGGGAACACGAAGCUGUCACACGGGAUCCGCGCAAGGAGACGAAGGUGAAGCGAUUACCCUCCUUACGGCCUAUGAGGAUGGAGCUUCUCCAGUGCAAGUACGAGUACGACGCAAACUCCGCUGGACCUCCGCCUCCAAUCAGCGUGCUGGUUCUAGGCAUUUCUCCGCUCAUGCCCAAUCAGAAUAUACGACGGCAUUUUGGCGUACAUGGUACCAUCACCUCCUUCGAGCCGCAAAUAGACAAGUCCAGCGGCGGCGCCCUUGGCAUCGUGUUCAUCAGAUACACGUCGCACGAGGAGGCGAAACAGUGCGUAGAGAAGGAACACGGGAAGAAGCUUUCGCUCGCGGUUCCCGGAGUUGGCGAGGGCGACGAGCUGCGAGUGGUCUUUGACGGUGAGGGCAAGCUACUGAAGGCGGUGCAAGCGGAGCUGGAUGGGCGGAGGCGACGAGAACGGGAGGAAAGGCGGCGACGGGAGAAGGGGGAGAAGGAGAAGGCCGGCCACGCUUCUGCGCACCUCAAAGCGACCCCGACGUCAAGUGCGGCGCAAACGCCCGUGCAUUCAAAUAAUCCCUGGCGUUCAGGGCCGCAAGCCAUUCCCCGUCCUCCGCAUCCUGGACCCCGACCUCCGCCGCCCAAUGCGCAUCUUCCUAUGCGCCCGCAGGGGACCACCCCGAUUGCUAUCUCGCCCGCGCCCGAGAAGGGGAGUCCGUUGCCCAACGGGACACCGACAGGGCCGCGGAACGGCGUUGUCCCUCCCGGUGCUCGUGUACGACGUCCACCGCCGACCAUGUUUCGCGCACGCAACGUUCACGUCGCAGCCGUACCACCAGCCAACAUCCGUCCUCCGAUUCACCUCUUUCCGAACGGCAUCGAAGCAGGCCCAGUGCUCCCGCCUAGUAUGCGUUUCAGCAUGGGCGACCGCAACGCGCCACUACCUCUCCUCCCCUCGCGCUCGCCAUCGCCAGUGUCGCGACGACCCGCAAACUGGGGAAGGAACGCGAAGAAAGUGGAUUACGACGUCGUUAAGGCAGAGCUUGCGAAGAACGGCCUCGAGCACAUCGCGAUCGACGGACACGUGGGGAGUGUGCGGGAGGAUGAUGUGCGGAUGUUUCUGGAGGGCUUCCAGAUCGACCAGAUCCUGCGCGAUCGACAUAGCUGGUACGUCACGUUCAAGACCAACGACUCCGCGCGCCGUGCAUCGCUCGUCCUCAAUACGAGCGGCCGCAAGCUCGCGAACUACGCAGUCAGCGUGACCGUCCGCGCGGCACCCACGCACGUUCCUACUGCCCACAAGACACAGUGGACCGAUGCCGAGCUCGUCGAGCAGGCGGAGAAGACGAUCCUCCGCGACCUCCGCGCCUUGCUCGAGAAGGAUGUCGUGGAGCGCGUCGUCGCCUCGCAGGUCCGACGGGUCGUCACCGACGAGCGGACGAAGAAGGGUACGCGCGUAGCGGACACUCCCGUCGCGGUGGAUGGACAUGCACCCGAAGUGCACGAGGCUCUCGACGCGAAGUACCUCGACAAGACGGGGCUUCGUGGCCUGUCCUUUCGCAAGCAGAAGAAACGGGCGCGUGAGGAAGUCAUUGUUGUCGCGAGUGAGACGCCGCCACCGCUCGAGAAGGUGCAGGAUGAGGACGAGGAGGUUGUGGUGGAAAGACCGAAGAAGAAAUCGAAGAAGACCGCGCUGAAGAAGGUGGUCGUCGAGAAGGUCAUCGAGUCGGAGGACGAGGAGGCGCCGGUGCCACUCGUGCCCGUCGAGAUCCCACAGCCACGCAAGCGCGCACUGUCGGAGGUCAGCGAGGUCGAUAUCCCGGUCCCUGUCAAGAAGAAGGUCAAGACGAAGGUGUCCGAGGACGGUACUACCGUCGUAGUGCGCACCAAGAAGUCCAAGAAGGUGCUCAAGGAUGCCACUCUUGCCACUCAGGAGAAAAGCGUCUUUGCAGAGGAGAUCGUACAUGAAGUCCUCCCGGAGACGCUUCCUUACGAGCUGCCCGCUGUCGCUCAAGUGCACGUUACUCCCGCCUUCGAUUCCCGACCGUCUACUCCUGCCACUCCGGCCCCCAUGCCUGCACCCGAGCUUCCUGCUGAGCCGGACGUUCCGACCAUUGACCCAAUUGCCGAAGGGAUCUGCGAAGACGAAGAGGACAUGUACUUUGCGAAGCUCGCCCUGGAGCGCAGCCUCUUCGGCAAGUCAUUGACAUCCGCGCCCGAACCAGAGCCCGAGGGACCCUCGCCAUUUCGCAAGCACGUCACGGGCUCCGCGCGUACAGAGGGCUACUACAAGAUCUCGCACGCGGAGAAGUCCGCCUACGUCGCGCAGUACGUCUCGCGCGGUAUGCUCAACGUCGCGGCGGCGGAAGCCGAACAAGCGCCCCCGCAACCUGCGGUCACGUCUUCACGGUCCAAUCGUGCCAAUGCGCGGCGGCGUGCUCAGGGCCUGGAAGAGAUCAACCAGGUGCAGCGCGCCAUGGCGCUGUCGAAGGGUGAGGCCGCAGCGCCGGACUCGGUCAAGUACAACCAGCUGCAGACGCGCAAGAAGCAUCUCCGGUUCGCGCGGUCGCCCAUUCACGACUGGGGUCUGUACGCGAUGGAGAAGAUCAGUCGCGGCGAGAUGGUCAUCGAGUACGUCGGCGAGGUCAUCCGUGCGCAGGUCGCCGACAAGCGCGAGAAGGCGUAUGAGCGACAGGGCAUCGGGAGCAGUUAUCUCUUCCGUAUCGACGAGGAUUUGGUGGUGGAUGCGACCAAGAAGGGCAACCUUGGUCGCCUCAUCAACCAUUCUUGUGAUCCAAAUUGUACUGCGAAGAUCAUCACGAUCAGUGGCGAGAAGAAGAUCGUGAUAUACGCGAAGCAGGACAUCGAGCUUGGCAGUGAGAUCACCUAUGAUUAUCAUUUCCCUAUUGAACAGGACAAGAUUCCUUGCCUCUGCGGCUCCGCAAAGUGUCGUGGGACUCUCAACUAGACUGCGCGCUAUGUUUAUAUGUCGGUAUUCUUCACAUACCCUGCUGUGUCACAUCGUUUGCCUCGCCCCGCCCAGUCUUGUGUUGCCUUGCCGUGCCCUGUCGUGCCCUACCUUGCCUGUCUCUCUUCGCCAUCCAUCGCUGUCAUUCUCCGCAUUCUUCCGCCACACAACUGCACAUUUGUAUCUUAUAUGUAACGCAUGUUUUAUUAUCCCGCCGUAUGUACGGUCAAGUAAU